Molecule: messenger RNA, 2482 nt
Organism: Xyrauchen texanus (razorback sucker)
Lineage: Eukaryota; Metazoa; Chordata; Actinopteri; Cypriniformes; Catostomidae
Product: carboxy-terminal domain RNA polymerase II polypeptide A small phosphatase 2-like
Exons: 7
Coding region: 462-1238 (258 amino acids)
Molecular function (GO): RNA polymerase II CTD heptapeptide repeat phosphatase activity
Source: RefSeq, a predicted model, not a curated record
UAUCUUGUUUUGAAAACAUAAUGCUGGUUAUAGCCCAGCCAGCUACGGGUUGUUUAUCUGUAGUAAGGGGAACUUGAAACCGUCCCUUGCCCCAUGUCCUCGGUUGUUUUUCUUCUUUCGCCUGGAUUCUCCAUGUUGUCGGAGAAAAAGUGAGGGCUUUACCUAGACUAGAGGCGGCUACGGAUAAAUAUACAAGCGAUAAAGUAAACUGAGACGCGAAGCCUAGAGAAAAGCAGAUAAGAGAAAACAAAACAAAGUGCCAUGCCCCUCCCAUGUGGAAGAGAAUAGAAGGCGGGAAUAAAUAAAUAUCAACAUAAUUUGUCGCCGUAGGUUCGAGAUAUUUUUGCGCGAACGGAAAUUAUUAAUUUCAAGUAUCGAUAGCCAUUAAAGCCACUAAAUGCGGUCCGACUGUUUGUCGCUGGAAAAGGUUGGUUGGACGUUGAGGGCUGUGCGUUUGUUAGAUGGAAAGUUCGAUCAUCACUCAAGUGCAGAGAGAGAAUUCUCGGUUGCCUUCGAAAACAGAUCAGGUAAAUAAUAACUCGCCUCGGAAACCUGGAAGUCGGAACAUCUUCAAAAAGCUAAUCUGUUGCCUUCGACCUCAAGAUGCCCAGCUGCCAACAUCACCUAACCAUGAUGCCUUGUUAUCACCUGAGGACAAUGGGACCAUUGCUGAAAUUCCAGGGGAGUGUCUUCUGCCAGCAGUGACCUCUCAGGACCAGGGGAAGAUCUGUGUGGUUAUAGAUCUGGAUGAAACACUGGUGCAUAGCUCCUUUAAGCCAAUAAGCAAUGCAGAUUUCAUUGUGCCUGUGGAGAUUGAGGGGACCACACACCAGGUGUACGUGUUAAAGAGGCCAUAUGUGGAUGAGUUUCUUCGGAGGAUGGGAGAACUGUUUGAAUGUGUUUUGUUCACUGCAAGCCUUGCUAAGUAUGCAGACCCAGUGACUGACCUGCUGGAUCAGUGUGGUGUAUUCCGGGCACGGCUGUUCCGUGAAUCUUGUGUGUUCUAUCAAGGCUGCUAUGUGAAAGACCUGAGUCGCCUCGGCCGUGAGCUCCACAAAACCCUGAUCCUAGACAACUCCCCUGCCUCCUACAUCUUCCACCCUGAGAAUGCUGUUCCUGUAAUGUCCUGGUUUGAUGAUUCAGAGGACACUGAGCUGCUGCACCUCAUCCCAGUAUUUGAAGAGUUAAGUCAGGCUGAAGAUGUUUAUAGCAGACUAGAACAACUCAGGGUUCCAUAAUCCCUACAACUGCCAGACCACAGCAAACCUAAAUCUUGCAUUGCACUGACUGCCAAUCACACGCAAGCGGCUCAUAUGACAGAAGGCUCAACCCUCUGACCUAAAAACAUAAACAAGUAUUCUACUGAACAGAGAGAAAUGUGUGUUCUACUAUGGAUUACACUUACGUGGAUGAUAUUCUGGUCAGAGACCAACUGUCUCGGUCAUAGAGCUUGCUUUUUGCAAUAACAAUUUACAAAUUUUGUAUUAUUAUCAUCAUUAUUUCUUUUUUUUUUUGUACUAUUUUAUGAGUAUUUUUUUACAAUUAUAAUGCCAUCUUUGGGGAGAUUUAAACAGAUGCUGUUAAACAGGACAAUACACAGGGUCUAAUCAAGUCAUUAACAAACUGAAGUCGAUGCAUUAUGGCAUACAGCUGUAAUGUAAGCACAAUAUACCUUCAGGCCAGUGUCUCUAUGCAAGCUCUACCUGAACACACCCUCACGUCACAUGUUAAUUUACAUCAUGAAUUCAAAACUAUACUUACAAUAUUUAAAGGGAAACUGGUGUUUUUAAAGUAUUCCAGACGUAAGCAUAAUGCCACAAAAAUUGUGAAAUGGCUUAAAUGGAAUACAUCUUAUAUUAACUAUCCAACAUGCUAUGCAUUCUUUUUUAUAAAUGCUAAUGUGACACCAAGGACCAAUACAGCCUUGUUUUUGGUAACAGUUCUAUUACUUUACAAAAGCCUUGUUGAGGCGUAAAUAGCUGAGGUGAAUGAAUAUUUUUUAUUUUUAAUGAUAUUCCUGUUUUUAACACUGUUUCAUGUGAAUUACAUCCACAUACUGUUAAUUUAAUUUGACACUUCCUGUAUUCAUCUUUAAGUGGCCUUAUAUCUGCUUCAAGUGUACUUGAUGAAAGAGGUUGUUUUGAUACUUGCGGGGCAGAAUUAACCACAUAGAAUGAACCAAAGAUAUUUAUUUUGUUGAGUUCACUUCUAAGUCUCUGAGGGUUUACACCAUGCUGUAUUUAUGCAGAAAACUACUUGCUGUCCAUCAUAUAUGUGUAUAUUUGGUUUAACUUGAGUUUAAAAUCUUUAUAUGAUACUGUUAUUCUAUCUGGCAUAGACCAGACGUUCCAGCUCUUUUUUUCAAUCUUGUAAUAUUAUUUAAACAUGAUCAUUUCUAUAAGUUGUUUUCAUUGUAGCAUAAGCAUUCAAAAUGGCCAUGUUUUUAUAUAUAUAUAUAUAUAUAUAUAUAUAUAUAUAUAUA